This is a messenger RNA of Onychostoma macrolepis, 4909 nucleotides long. RefSeq names its product mucin-2-like. Lineage: Eukaryota; Metazoa; Chordata; Actinopteri; Cypriniformes; Cyprinidae. The coding region runs from base 109 to 2112 and encodes 667 amino acids. The record is from RefSeq and is a predicted model, not a curated record. The transcript has 3 exons.
CCUGUUACCUGCGCAGGUUCCGCUCACCUGCGCCAGAAACACCACGAGCGCUUAAAAACAACAUGACUUGACUUUCCAGCCUCGCGGAUAGGACGAACGACUCGCGCCAUGACCGUCCCAUGGAGUUUGCUGUGGAUUCUGGGUUUGAUCUGCUCUUCGGACUCCAGCUGCUCUCCGACAUCUUACUAUAAGAGCUGCUGGAUCCGCAGAUAUCCAGGACUGUAUGUGGACAUAGAGGAGUCUCAGCGCAGAGGAGCCCACAUCCUGAAGCUUUAUCAGGAGGAGUCUGCGGUCAAAUGCAGCAGAGCCUGCUGCCUUACGCGAAACUUCUCCUGCAACCUGGCUGUGUUUCAUUUCAACACCACUCAGGACAGCGUGAACUGCUUUCAUCUUCAAUGUCCGAACCUUGAGAGCUGCAUUCCUCACCACAGAGGAAAUGUCAUCCUCUAUAAUGUCACCAAAGGUGUGGAUCCUGACCUGUUGGUGUUCGGGAAGUACUUUACCACCAACGUGCGUGUGCUGCCUCACAUGUCCUCCUCACAGCUCAAUGUUUCAGAGCCGCUGAACUCUGACAAGCGUCAGUUCAACUAUCCACCCAACCUGCCCAUCCGUUCAAUCAGUCCUGCCUCCACUAGCACGAAAAAACCCACAACCCCCCAACAAACCACUCGCGCUGUUCCUACUGCGCAUCAAGUACAACAUAACCUCCCUCGAUGUACUACAAUACAGGCUACAACUGCUCAAAGCACAUCAGAACACGUUAUAUCAACUACGUCAGAGCCUAAAAUGGACUCCACACUCAAUCCCCAACGGACGACUUCUACGUCACAAUGGGCAUCGACAAACCUGCGUCAUACGACCGCCUCGCCGACGGGUGAACCUGAUACAACAACUGAUACUUUAAACCAAAGAAUCCCAAACCCCCCACCUGUUUAUAUAACCACAGCCCACCCAAGCUCUACAACUGACUACUUUGACUCUACUUUGACCUCCAUCCCAAUCAACGAAGCUCUAAGUUCCUCAACUACCCAACAGACUCUGGGACUAAAAACUACAGCUAUACAGACUACAAACUCUUUGGCGAUGGCUUCUCAAAAGUCUAUGCAAUCUUCAAGUUCCUCAACUAUCCAACAGCAUUUGGGAUUACAAACUUCAACUCUACAGACUACAAAUUCGUUGGCUUCUCAAAAGUCUAUGCAGUCUUUUACCAAGGUCUUGACAAGUACCCAACAACCCUUAACCCAAACUACAGAACAAGCUACUUCACUUUAUAAGUCCAAGUUGGUAGAGUAUCCGAAAACUACAAUGCAAACAACUGUUUUUGAGACUUAUGCACCUUUACAAUCUGAAGCAUCAACUACCACAAAACCCUUAAUUUCUGCAAACGUUCCCUUACAAACAUCGACCCAAAUUACAGCUGCAUAUGAGACAAUACAAGCUAAAACUGCUCCAAUCACAUCAGAGACUAAAAUGGGCUCUACACCCAAUCCCCAACAGACAACUACUACGUCAAAGUGGACAACCAUAGACCCUUUAACUUCUACAGAUGUUCCCUUACAAACUACCCAUGCAUAUGAGACUUGGCCUUUACGAACCCCAACCCAAACUACUACUCUAUCCCAACCAAAAGAGACAACUAGCAGUGACACAAGAACCUUACAGAUCUCAGCAACCACGAAUCCUACAAUCUCUACUGAUGGUUCAACAACCCCCAGACACCCGACCCUAAGUUUCACACGCACUCGAAUGGGCAACUCCGCAACCACCGGUAGUUUGAGUUCUUCUCUAUCUGCCACAACUAGCAGCAUGGUGGACAGUCAACCGUACCCCAACGACACGAAGGGUUACAUCAGCCGGAACAUCACUACGGGUGACGCACCUCAACCUGACGGGGAUGGAAGCCUGAUAUCAGUGUGGCAUUUGGCGGCCAACACCGUAUUGGUGGCUUUAGCGACCUGCGCUGCCAUCACGUUCUGCUGCUGUUGUUCGGUGUUCAUGGCGCUGAGCUGGAGAGGCCGGAGGGGUCGGAAGGGCAGGUACAGGACAAAUCUGAGGUGCAAGAGAGGAUCAAUGCGACUCAUCAAAUACGUCAUCGUAAGAGAAAGUUCGUAAAGCGGGGUUCUUCACAUCUGGCACUGGGUAGGGUUGCACCAGCCGUUCGUAAGUUUACAUUGGAACAUAAAGUCCACACUAGAGGCUUAGCUACUAGCUAGUUUGUAACUCUACUUUAUUCGUUUGCACAAUUUGACAGAAUGUAGCUAGUAGGUCGUAACCUCUCCGUAAAGUAAUGCACAGUCGACAUGUAUGACAUUUACCUUCAGUGAUCCAGUAGCAUAACCUUCACAUUAGUGAGCAGAAGUUGUUGAAAUGCCAGUUUAUCCUAACUACUUUUGUCACAUGUAACUAACAGUAAUCAUGAACAACAAAGGUAUUUUUAAAUAUAAUUUAAUGUAAUGUUCUUUCUCUUAAAAUGUCAAUAUUAUUAUAUGUGACCCUGGAGCACAAAACCAGUCUUAAGUCGCUGGGGUAUAUUUGUAGCAACAGCCAAAAAUACGUUGUAUGGGUCAAAAUUAUACAUUUCUAUUUUAUGCCAAAACUCAUUAGGACAUUAAGUAAAGAUCAUGUUCCAUGAAUAUAUUUAGUGAAUUUUCUACCAUAAAUAUAUCAAAACUUAAUUUUUGAUCAGUAAUAUGCAUAGCUAAGAACUUCAUUUAGACAAUUUUAAAGUUGAUUUUCUCAGUAUUUUGAUUUGUUUGCACCCUCAGAUUCCAGAUUUUCAAAUAGUUAUAUCUCAGCCAAAUAUUGUCAGAUCCUAACAAAAAACCAUACAUCAAUGGAAAGCUUAUUUAUUCAGCUUAUUCAGAUGAUGUAGAAAUCUCAAUAUCGAAAAAUUGACACUUAAGACUGGUUUUGUGGUCCAGGGUCACAUAUGUCUAAGGGAUUGAAGUCUAUCAGGUUAUAUAUGAGCUUAUUGAUGCAAUUCAGCCAUUUUAUUCCAGCCGUUACUCCUAGUCAGAGGCUUCCGUAAAUAUUUAGAGUAAAUUUACACAACGUUAGCCCUAUUCGGACAGUAAUUGUUUCUCAUGGGGACUUCACCAUAUACAGGGGGUAGUCUGUGAUUUAAUUGCCGUCCGAAUCCACAUCUCUGAGUUUACGAGAAGAAAUCGAUUCAAAAUUCAGUGUUUAAACCCUUUUUGAGCGCUCCCGAACACCUUAAGGUAACUGUUGUAGGCUACUUCGGUGUAAUUUGCAUACAUAUUUAUUUCAAAGUAAAGUAAUUCUUCAUAAUUGCUCACAGCGACUGGGAGCAGAAGAGAAGAAAAACAUGUAACAUUCGAAAUGGGUCUUUAUUAUGGCAGCAGCAGGUAUGCAAUACAAUUUUAAAAUGUCUAUUAUAAACAGAUAUAUACAUAACAAUAUUGCGUAUAUACAACUAUAGCGUGUCUAUUUUCCUAUUUGUAAACAGGAGGUUUAAAUAAUAAAAUAAUAAAUAGGAUUAUAUAUUAUAAAAUAUGCUUGGAAUAAUAAGAAUAAAUUUUACAGAAGUAUUUUUAAAUACAUUUACAUGAGUUUUAUAGAGUACAGUGGCACUCCAGGCCCAGAUUUGGAGAACCCAGGCAUAAUCAGUUGAUCAGAUGAUCAUGUUUUGUAGAUGCUGCUAACAUUUAUUAUGGUUUAAUUCAAACUGAAGGUGGAUAUGCUAAAGACUCGUUUUCAAAACCACCUGAUGUGGUUGUUCACUUUUUAUGACUUGAUGUAUAUAGUCAAGCCUAAACAUACUACCCUAAGCUUCCCAUUCAGUGCCAUCCAUGGACUAUAAAAAACAAACUUUAGCAUUUCGUGAGAAUUUGAGGAUUCAUCAGAGGACUUCAAAACGUCACCAUGAGCAUUUCUGUAAAAUAUAAAAGUUAAACAAUUCUGAAGAUUGAUUUUAGCAUUUCAAAACCUAGAAAACUGCCUUAAUUUAUUCUGCCAACUGCUUUUUGAGACAGCAUGGAAGAUGGAACCUCAUAAGUGAUUGAUUUGGAACGCUCUACAUGGGCAGAAUCUCACAACUGAUUCUAAUAGAGUUUGGUGUUGUAUGCUGAGCUAAUGCUCUAAAACUAUGUGGGGUAAACAUUUAAGUUGGAUUUAACUAUAUUUCAAACAAUAUUUUUGCUAAUAAAUAAAGUUAUAUUUUGUUUGUUUUCACUGAGCUUGUUGCAAUGCAUUCUGGAAAUUUGCAUUUGCAAAAAAUACAUGCUGCUUUAGAAACAUGCCUGGCAAAACAAGGCAUCAUAGAAGUGAUGCAUUUAAAUGCUGCCUACGGAGGCAGUGAAUUUUCAACCAAGAUCUUGUUUUAUAAAGUGAAUGCAUGAUGAAAGCAUGGAAGUAUUAUUUCUCGGACAGUUUUGUGCAUGUAAAGCCUUUAGAAUUUCAUUAAACAGAUUUAUAUUUAUAUGCAGUUUAUGUUUUAAUUACACCUUUAAAGUCUUUUUUCGGAUACAGUCGAGUGAAAACUGACUCUGCAAACACUCGUCCAGUUGAGAACACCUGACAGUUUUGUUCCAAAAAGGCAGUUGGUUGCUAAGUGCUUUAAGAUGCGCAAGACCGCCGCCACUUUCCAUGUCCAAAUGGAAGCGGCCGGAAGCUCUCGCGGAGGAGUUUGGUUUCUGCUUUCCCAGAAGAGACAGCUCAGAGCAGGAACUAAUGGAGUGCUGGGGUAUUUUUACUAGAUGUUGGCUCAAAGCGUCCUUUCAGUGGGGUGCUGUAAUGGCACCUGAUGCACCAUCGAGGGAAUGUUUUGUGUGGGUCUGAGUGUGGGGAGUUGGUGUUUAAUGUUCUAGGGGGAAUUGUUUGGAGAUAUGAAACGAACUGACCCAGAUUAUGUACAGUAAACUACACAUUUACUGUGUCUGAUAUUUAAAUG